Messenger RNA from Closterium sp. Yama58-4, 4256 nucleotides. NCBI's taxonomy places the organism in Eukaryota, Viridiplantae, Streptophyta, Zygnematophyceae, Desmidiales, Closteriaceae. The record is from the annotation of a GenBank genome assembly.
UGCAAUUCAUGCAGGACUGCCAGACAGCAUGGAAUCAGGUGUUGCCUGGUUGGGGGGCCGCCAAUCCAGACUGCACUGCACAGGGUAUCACAUGCGACAGCAGCGGAAUGAUCCUGGAGAUGCAACUAGAUUCUCUCAGCAUAGCUGGGUCCAUUCCGAGCUCCAUCAGCAGCCUCCCUGCGCUCUCUAAACUAUUAAUUCGGGACAAUCAACUCUCUGGCUCAAUCCCCACUACAAUCAACGUUCUUACAAACAUGCAACAUCUAUCACUUUCUAACAAUAAACUCACUGGCACAAUUCCUACUGCAAUAGGCCUCCUAACAAACCUCCAGGAGCUAUCGUUUUUUAACAAUAAGCUCACUGGCACAAUUCCCGCUGAAAUCGGCAACCUUGCAAAACUGAACACUCUAUAUCUUAAUAGGAAUCAACUCACAGGCACGGUUCCUGCUUCAAUGUGGAACUUUGCAGACCUGACUUAUCUAGGACUUUCUCGCAAUCAGCUCAGUGGCACAAUCUCUGCUGAAAUCAGCAACCUUGCGAAACUGGAAGGAAUAUCUGUUUCUGUCAAUCUACUCACUGGCACAAUUCCCUCUACAAUAAGCAGCCUCACAAAGCUGACUUUACUAUCAUUGCAUGACAAUCAGCUCAGUGGUUCAAUUCCUGCUGCAAACCUUGCUAAACUGAACAGUCUAUUCCUAAAUGCCAAUCAACUCACUGGCACAAUUCCUGCUUCAAUGGGGAACUUUGCAGACCUGACUUAUCUAGCACUUCAUGACAAUAAGCUCACUGGCACAAUUCCCGCUGAAAUCGGCAACCUUGCAAAACUAAACGAAUUAUAUCUUGAUAACAAUCAACUCACUGGCACAAUUCCUGCUUCAAUGGGGAACUUUGCAGGCCUGAUUUAUCUAUCAAUGUCACACAAUCAGCUCAGUGGCACAAUUCCUACUGAAAUUGGCAACCUGGCAAAACUUAACAAAAUUGACCUCAGUGAUAACCAGCUGACUGGCACGAUUCCUUCAACAAUUGGGAACCUCUUUGAGCUGCGAACAUUUGACCUGAGUAACAACAAGCUGUCUGGAACUAUACCGGACGAAAUUACAGGCUUGGUCUACCUCACACUGCUGGAUCUGAGCUCAAACCGUCUUUCUGGCACCAUACCCCAAGGGCUUUCUACUCACGCCAAUCUAGAAGUUCUCAACAUGAGGAACAACCAGCUCACAGGGAAGGUCCUCGAGCCCGUGCCACCGGCAAUUAAGACAUACAAGCUGGACAAAAACUACUUGACUGAGGGAUUCACGUCUCCCCCACCAUGCGGUCAGGCCUACAUCACAUACCAAAGCAACUGUGCAGACACGCCAGCAGAGGGCCUUGCGUGUGAAGACAGCACUCAGAAGACUGACCCCGUGUGCUCUGCCUUCUGCGGGGUCUCACCCACUUCCCCCGCCUGCAACGGCCAUGGCGUGUGCUUCUUGGACGGCCCCAGCAACACGCCCAAAUGCCUAUGUGACGAAAACUUUGUGAUUGGGGAGUUUCCUGGCAGCUGCGUGGCUGUGGCAGGUGGUAAGACGGAGCAGCAGCAAACUCCCACAGCAGCCACGCUCACAGCCACUGGCGACGCCUCAGUGGGCACAACAGCCACGCUCACUCUCACGCCCGCCCAGCCGUCCAAGGCUGGCAGUGUGUUCCUGGCAGCGCGCGUGCCGCUCUUCUCCUACCAGCUCAUCGGGGACACGUGUGGCCGCGAGCUCGCCUUUUCCUCCUCCUUCUCCUUCACUCUUACCCGCCCCGCUGCUUCCGGCUCUGAAGGUUUUGCCUUUGUGGUGGCCUUUGAUGCCACCCCGCCCACAACACCGGUGGCGGGCGGCAUGGGGUAUGCGGGGAUGGGAGCGCGCAGCGUGGCAGUGGAGUUUGACACGUCGAUGGAUGCAGGCAACAGCGACCCUGACAGCAACCACGUGGGCAUCAACACCGGCGGCAGUGUCACAUCAGUGGUAACCGCCAAGCCCAGCACCCCUCUCAAUGACGGCAAGACCAAGCACGUGUGGAUCACGUAUGACCCUUCCUCCAGUGGCUCCCUGCGUGUCUUCCUCUCCUCCAAGGCGUCCCCUCGCCCCACCAACCCCCUCCUGUCGGCACGCAUCUCCCUGUGUGAGGAGCUCGCUCCCUCCCCAUCGGAGUACACCUUUGCCAUCGGCUUCACUGCUGCAUCGGGCACCCAGGCUCAAAGCCAUGUUGUCUCCGCCUGGACCCUCUCCACCUACUUUCCUAUCCAGCCAGCUCCAGUGGCGGCGCGGGGCUUUACCUACAGCGAGGCGGCGCUCUCUCUGUCGGGGAUGAAUCUCUUCUUCCGCUAUGCCAGCUCGGGCAGUGCUGCUGCUGAGGGUGGCCGCGACGUGUAUGGUGUGCGCCCUGCAGCUUCCUGGGCCAGGCCUGACUUCACAUGGCCUGUCAAGACACAGACAACUUGCGGCGACUGCUGGGCGUAUGCAGUGGUGGGCAGCAUCGAGGCCGCACUCGGCAUUCUCGCCAACGCUGCAGUGGCGCCGGUGCUGUCAGUGGAGCAGCUGAAGGCCGCCAUGAAGGUCGGCUGCUCUGGCAGCACGCCCUCGCAGGCCUUCCGUCUGCUGCUCAAGCAGGCACAAAAGGGAGGCGGGCUCGUGCCAGACAGGCAGUGGGCGAAGGGCAAGGCCGUAAAGGCAGACAGCAGCGGUUCGCUUUGCGCGCCGCUCAUGAAGCCACUGGCGAAGCUGCUUGGUGUGUCAUGUGACGGGGGCAGUGGAAGUCCCUCCGGUGGGUUCUCCAUCAGCGGCUUUGAGUCGACGUCCUUCUACGGCUGGUUUGGGCUGCUGCUGGCCGUGCAGCGGCAGCCAGUGGUGGUGCACAUUGAGGCUUCCGCCGCGUCCUUUAAGGAUUACGAUGGGCUGUCCAAGUACCAGGACCCAGCGUGCUUCACGUACAACCUGAACCACGUGGUGCUGCUGGUGGGGUACCGCCUGGUGGGCAAGGACUCGCGCUUCCCCCACAUGGCGCCGCCCUUCUGGAUCAUCCGCAACUCAUGGGGGCCUGACUGGGGCGAUGGGGGCCACAUGCGCAUGGACAUCCAGGGAGGGGAUGGCAUCUGCGGCAUCAACUCCCUGCCAGGCCUCUACCCUGUGGUCAGAGGCACCUCUGACCCCUGCAGCUUAAAAGCCAGCAAUGAUAACACUGGUUCAUUAUUCAACCCCUGUGGCAAGUUCACGUGCAUUGUGAAGGGCUCAACAAACGAGUGUGACUGCAACGACCCGCGCUUCAUCCAAGCAACCAACGCCGAUGGCUCUCGCACAUGCGCCUACAAGGAUGCAUGCAAGGCAGCCAAGCGCAACCCGUGUGCGGUGGGCACGUGUGUGAAUGAUGGGGCGGGGUCGUACUCGUGUGUGUGUCCACCGGGCUUCAGGCAGGGCACCACCAUCGAUGGCACCUUCUCCUGUGCUCCAGGUGGUACCAACACCACCUACACAGUGCUCUCUCCAAACGUCCGCUGUUCCGAUGUCUUCCCGGUUUAUGGCCUCACGCUCGCCCAGUUCCAAGCCCAGAACCCAUCGGUGUCGUGUGCAGACCCCAUCCCACCCUCCACUGUGCUCAAGGUGGCCAGCCCAGCCUCUCUCAUCCCCUGCUCCGUCUUCUACACCACUCAGCAGGGAGACACCUGUGCGGCCGUGGCCGAGUACUUCCAAAUGGACUCGUCUUGCCCAUCUGCCACCUGCACGGCUGCCUUCCAGGCGCUCAACCCCAGCCUGGACUGCACUGCCAACGGCGGGCUGCUGCAGCCCGAGCAGGCGGUGUGUGUGGAGCGCAGAAGGGAUAAAGUGGGGCUCAUCCCGGUGUGCUCGCAGUACUACCUGGUGCAGAGCGCAGAGACGUGCGAGUCCAUCCGGAACGUGCCCUACCCCCCUCUGAGCCCCGUUGACUUCUUCCGCCUCAACCCCGGCAUGAAGUGCAACCGCCUCAUUCCAGACACCGACGUUGGUAGUUUCACUGGCUUUGAGGCAUGCAUUGCGAGCUCCACUUCCUACACUCAGGGCACGUGCCCGCGUGCGAAUGCGUAUGUGGUGGGGACAGGCGACAGGUGCACGGCCAUUCAGGUGAAGUACUUCCGGGGCAUCAAGGGGUGCUACAAGCACAUCAACGGAUACGACUGCAUCGACAAGCUCAUCAAAGCAACCCGCGUGUGCCUGCCUGACAAAGUCAAGCUUCAGAAAGGAGUGUGCGACAACUGA